AUGCGGGCACGGAGCGCUACCGGCGCUGUGGGGCCGCGGCCGCCGGGAGCUCAUCCCCGCGCAAAGGAAUGGGCAGAACCUUCAGAGUGGGUCAGGGGUGCGCCCGCAGCCGGCGCCGGGGGGAGAGGGGUCAGCGGGUGCUCGGGACGGCUCCGGCUCAUGACAGGGGCUACGCCAAGAGAAGGGGCCGAGCGCAGCGUCCCCGGGGCAGCCCCGCUGCAGCCAGCCUUGGGAAGAGACCCGAGGGCCCCCGACGGCCUCUGGCCUAGGGAGCGCUGCCGGGCGCGCGGGGCAGAGCGCGGGCUGGAUCCCACCCGCGUCCCCCCGGACGCACAAGCCCGGCCACCCGCUGGCCCUCGGCCCCUGCCCGCGGUCCCGGCCGCGGGGCUGCCCGGAGCAGCCGGGAGCGGGCCCAGCCGCCUCUCCGCGGCACCGCCGCAGUUCACCCCGCCGCCUCCCCGACGUGCAUCCCCACCGCAGCCAGCCCGACGGGUGCCUCCUCCUCUCUGGGGAACACAGAGCCCCGGGGGGCUUUUGUUCUCCAGCCACUGCCGAGCCCCGGCUCCCGGAGCUCCUGGCCCCACGUCGGGCACCGCGGGGCUCACGGGCGCUCCGGGAGCAGCAUCAAACCGCCUUUGGCCGAGUCCGUCCUUGCCGUGUGCGCAGCGGCGAGGGCCGCUCAUCCCGCGGAACGUGCGCGCUGUGCCGCAGCCAGUGCCCCGGUGCAGCGCGGUGCGGGUGCGCGGAGGCGGCAGGCACCGCGGGACCGAGGAGAGGACGCCGCCAGCUGCGGUGCUGCCGCCUUGCCCCGACGGCGGGCCCUGA
Passer domesticus (house sparrow) is the source of this 825-nucleotide messenger RNA. Its product is annotated as basic proline-rich protein-like. The transcript is spliced from 2 exons. The record is from RefSeq and is a predicted model, not a curated record. Bases 1 to 825 code for a protein of 274 amino acids. NCBI's taxonomy places the organism in Eukaryota, Metazoa, Chordata, Aves, Passeriformes, Passeridae.